Messenger RNA from Suillus discolor, 1578 nucleotides. RefSeq lists its product as uncharacterized. The coding region runs from base 1 to 1578 and encodes 525 amino acids. NCBI's taxonomy places the organism in Eukaryota, Fungi, Basidiomycota, Agaricomycetes, Boletales, Suillaceae. The transcript has 9 exons. The record is from RefSeq and is a predicted model, not a curated record.
AUGUCAGCGCAUCGUCAUGCUGGCACAUCUUUGAGCUCGUCUGUCCUCCCUGAAACAUCAGAUUCAUAUGUGCGUAGCACAUCUGAAACCUCAUUCAAAUCUUCUCCAGAGCCCGUGAAACUCGGGAAAUGCAAGCACAAGUCCGAUUCACCCUCAUCAAAACUCAGUAAACGGAAGCACAAACCUUCUGAUGAGGAAGAGGAGAAAGAGGAAAAGGGUGCUAUGACACCACACGAUCAAUGUCUGAACUUUGCUCGAUGGAUCCCUCGAGGGAUCAACAUGUUCUGCAUUCUCAAGGAUGUCUUCCGCAUCGCACCUCUAAUUGAGGAUGCACAUGCUCAAUCUGAUGAUGACUCUGAUGUGGAUGACAUGUACAACACUCUUCUGUCUAACAUAUCGAAGGACACACAGGACCAGAUCCUCCGAACCUACAAGAAGACUAUUGCUGGUGCACCUUAUCUCCAAGAAUUCAUGAAAGGUGAUCAAAAGAAGUCUGCUGAGCUACAGGAGAUUCUUGACGAUAUGCAAUAUUUGAUUGGACAGGUCACUAAAGCUAAACUUGAGGCUGGAACCAUCAACAUGGAUGCGCGAGCUUGGCCUGCACUGUUGUACAAGGCCGGAGCCACUGGAGUGGCUGGGGAGGCCUUUGACCUGACGAAUGUACAGGAUGGCCUUUUCGAAGGAUUUCUAGUUGAACGUGUUAUGAAACAUGUACUUACCAGUCCCUCGUCUGCACUCGCUGGAGACAACUUCCACAUCUCCAAUUCUUGCAAUGCUGUAAUCCACAGAAUGAUGAUAGUAGAAGCUGAAAAUAUUGCUUAUGCAGCUGCAUGCUCGGCAAUCACUUCUUGUGACAAAUGGACCACAGAGGACAGUAAAUUCUCGUAUCGAAAGUUUUAUUACAGGAUCAUCGACAUCAUUCGCAAUCUGCCAGACAAAGCAUGGGCAACAGCAACCCUACAACACUACAACCUAAAAUUAUUCAAAGACAAGGCUGGACGUGCUGCCGCCCUCUUGACCUCUGCAACCUCAGAUGCUGGAGACUUGGAUGAAGAUGAAGACAAUGUUGCAUUGAUGCGCAAACAGUUUGCUCUUCGGUCUGCAAAACUUGCAAGCACAGUAAAACCUGCUGCACCACCGCCUGCUCCAUCAAGUAUUGACUCGGAGGUGCUUCCUCCACGGCUGCAUACUCACAAGGACCCAGGCCCAUCAGCCUCAUCUUCUUCUACUCUGCAUUCCUCUUCACCUUCUCCCCUGGUUUCAAAGCCACAUCAGCCUGUGGCUAGCCAGGUGCAAGCCCCAUGCUCACCUGCAGCUGCUCCCUCCACUUCAAAGUUGCAUCCCAUUCACACAGCACCAUCCGAGGCAUCCACACCACUUCCCUGCAAGAAACAGAAGUUGACCCAACCAGAAAGCCCACUUACGGAAUCCGAAGCAGAGGAAGUUGAAACUCCAGUUCAAAAAUCGCCCCAAAAAGCUCAACCCAAGGCCAGUGGAAAGACCACUAAAUCCACUAGCGCACCAAAGAAGAGGAGGAUGAUCUGUAAUGAUUGUCCAUUGUCUCAUCAUCAACACUGA